Schistosoma rodhaini is the source of this 948-nucleotide messenger RNA. The record is from the annotation of a GenBank genome assembly. Lineage: Eukaryota; Metazoa; Platyhelminthes; Trematoda; Strigeidida; Schistosomatidae.
AUGGGUAGGCGUAACUCUGAGAACAAUGAUCGUCGCACUGAACAAUUCCGCAAGCUGUUCAUUGGAGGCUUGACUCCUCUUACUACAGAAGCAAAACUGAAGGACUUCUAUUCCCAGUGGGGCGAAAUUGUGGAUGUUGUGGUGAUGAAAGAUGGUCGUACCAACCGCUCCCGGGGCUUUGGUUUUAUCACCUACAAGGAACCAGAAAUGGUGGAUGCUGCUCAAGCUAAUAGACCACACGAAAUUGAUGGUAAAACGGUCGAAGCCAAGAGAGCCAUGCCGCGUGAGGAUUCAAAUAGUCCCGAGUCCCAUAUGACUGUGACGAAGCUUUUUGUUGGUGGCUUGAAAAAGGAUGUAACUCAUGAAGAACUGCGCGAAUAUUUCAGCAAGUAUGGUAACAUCACCGAGUGUGAGGUUGUUGCUUGGAAGGAAUCAGGCGAGUCACGCGGUUUCGGCUUCGUCACAUUUGAUGAUUACGACCCUGUUGAUAAAGCUAUACUGUAUAAACCACACCAUAUCGGGUCCAGUAGGGCGGACGUGAAGAAGGCCCUCAGUAAGGAGCAGAUCAACACGAUGAAAAAGAAACAGGAGUCUCGAAAUGACUACAAUAACAAUUAUGGUGGUGGUGGUGGCGGUUAUGGACCGAUGGGUGGAGGCUAUGGAGGGUAUGACGGAGGUUACGGGGGUUCCUACGGAGGUGGUCCUUAUGGCGGAUAUGGCUCAAACGGUGGUGGCGGUGGCGGUGCCUACGGGGGUGGAAAUUACGGAGGGGGUUGGGGUCCUAAUCACAUGAAUGGAGAUGGUCCUGGCUGGGGUCAGGGAGGAAUGGGUGAUGGAUUUGGACACUAUGGAAACCAGCAAAACUAUGCCGGUGGUCCAAUGCGUGGUGGUCCACCCGGGGGUUACCAGAGGAAUGCUCCCUAUGGAGGGGGCUAUGGUCGUCGUUAA